AUGCAAACUAUUGAAAGAUAAAAAAUAGAUGAUAUGCUUAAUAAUAAUAUGGUUGACGAAGCUUUGAAUUAUAUUAAUGAUUCUUUAUAUUUGUGCCCUAAUUCUGCUUCUGCUUAAACCUUAACAUUAAAAGGUAAUUAUCUCUGAAAUUCUAAUAGGAAAAAUCUUAUUAAUCAAAAAGUUAUAUGAUGAAGCAAUCAUUAAUUUGAAUUAGGCAAUUCAAUUAAACCCAUUUAUAGAAGAAUCAUUUUAUCUUAGAUGUAAAUUUGUUUUAUAAUUUAAAGCAAAAUGGUUUAUAAAAAAAAAAUGUGGAAGGAAGCUCAUGAUGAUUGUGAACGUGCUCUUAAAUUAAAUCCCAAUUAUGCUUUGGCAUAUGCAGGAUUGGGUAUAAUGAUAAAUAAUAAUUAGGGAUAUUGAUGGUAAAAUAAAGUAAAAAUUAUGAUGGACUUUUUUUUUUAAAUAAGCUAUAGAAUUAGAUGAUAAUUGUUGCUUAGCUUAUUAUAAUUUAGGUUUUAAGGUUUUUUUAUUAUUUAGGGAAUCUAUAUUUACAUAUUGAUAAUUAUGAUCCGGGAUUAAGAAAUUUAAAUAAGGCUAUUUAAAUUGAUAAAAAAUUUGCUAAUGCUUAUGAAAAAAGAGGUUUCAAUUUAUGAUAUAUAUUAGGAAUGUUAUUUUGGAAAACAGGCUAUAAAGAUAAGGCACUAAAAGACUUUGACAAAUUAAUAGAAUUAAAACCAACAUCUUAUAAUGCAUAUGCUUGUAGAGGUAAACUAAUUAUUAAAUUACUUAGCAAUUUUAAACGAGAUUAUUGGAGAAGAUGAAAAGGCACUCAUUGAUUUUAAUAAAGUGAUUGAAUUGAAAUCUGAUUCUAUGAUGCUUUAUCAUCAAAGAGGUAGAUUAUUAAUGAAAGAACAUAGGACUUUUAAAAAUGAAGAGUUUGAAAAUAGAUGAAAAAGAAAUUACUUAAAUGUUAAACAAUAAAGCUUUUGAUUAGAAUUGUUGGAAAUAGUCUAAAUUAAGAAGUAAACUAAAAAAAUAUUAUAAAGAAAUUAUACUAGGAUAGCAAUAAAUUAUAAUGCAAACUAUUGAAGAUUUUAAUAAAGCUUUUGAAUUGAAUCCUGAAUUUCUUCAAGCUAAAUUUUGUAGAAGUAAUUGAUAUUUAAUACAUAGAUUUAUUAAAAGGAAUGAUUAAUGGUGAUAGAAUAAGUUUGAGUGGAUUUAUUGAAUUCCUUUAAAUAAAACCUAGUUUAUUUGAUAGUAUUAUUAAUAUUUAAUAAUAUUCUAGAAGUCGUUGAUUAAGAUCCUAAUUAAUCUGAAGAAGAUGAGAUUAGUAGUAAGUAUUUUAACAUAAUUAAAUAGUGUUAAAAUAUUAUUUUUGUGGAAUUAAAAAUUAGAAAUUAAAAGAUUCUGAAAAACCAAUUGAUAUCGAUUACAAAACUUUACUUUAAUAUUUUAGUUAAUGUAAUUAGAAGAAUUAUAUUAUAAGCACCUAUAGAAUAGAAGAUAAUUAAGUAAGAAAAAAUGAUAAAAGAAUUAAUCAAUAAGAUUGAAUUAGAUUCAAAUUCAGCUGAAUUGUAUAUAAAUAUAGGUAAUAUAUCACUAAUAAUAAGGAAAUUUAUAUAUGAAAUAAAGAAAUUAUGAAUUGGCACUUGAAAAUUUAAACAAAGGUAUUGAAUUGGAUCCAAAAUCUUUUUUAGCUUAUUUUAAGAGAGGUAUGAAUUAAUAGAAAANGAUUGGGUAUAAUGAUAAAUAAUAAUUAGGGAUAUUGAUGGUAAAAUAAAGUAAAAAUUAUGAUGGACUUUUUUUUUUAAAUAAGCUAUAGAAUUAGAUGAUAAUUGUUGCUUAGCUUAUUAUAAUUUAGGUUUUAAGGUUUUUUUAUUAUUUAGGGAAUCUAUAUUUACAUAUUGAUAAUUAUGAUCCGGGAUUAAGAAAUUUAAAUAAGGCUAUUUAAAUUGAUAAAAAAUUUGCUAAUGCUUAUGAAAAAAGAGGUUUCAAUUUAUGAUAUAUAUUAGGAAUGUUAUUUUGGAAAACAGGCUAUAAAGAUAAGGCACUAAAAGACUUUGACAAAUUAAUAGAAUUAAAACCAACAUCUUAUAAUGCAUAUGCUUGUAGAGGUAAACUAAUUAUUAAAUUACUUAGCAAUUUUAAACGAGAUUAUUGGAGAAGAUGAAAAGGCACUCAUUGAUUUUAAUAAAGUGAUUGAAUUGAAAUCUGAUUCUAUGAUGCUUUAUCAUCAAAGAGGUAGAUUAUUAAUGAAAGAACAUAGGACUUUUAAAAAUGAAGAGUUUGAAAAUAGAUGAAAAAGAAAUUACUUAAAUGUUAAACAAUAAAGCUUUUGAUUAGAAUUGUUGGAAAUAGUCUAAAUUAAGAAGUAAACUAAAAAAAUAUUAUAAAGAAAUUAUACUAGGAUAGCAAUAAAUUAUAAUGCAAACUAUUGAAGAUUUUAAUAAAGCUUUUGAAUUGAAUCCUGAAUUUCUUCAAGCUAAAUUUUGUAGAAGUAAUUGAUAUUUAAUACAUAGAUUUAUUAAAAGGAAUGAUUAAUGGUGAUAGAAUAAGUUUGAGUGGAUUUAUUGAAUUCCUUUAAAUAAAACCUAGUUUAUUUGAUAGUAUUAUUAAUAUUUAAUAAUAUUCUAGAAGUCGUUGAUUAAGAUCCUAAUUAAUCUGAAGAAGAUGAGAUUAGUAGUAAGUAUUUUAACAUAAUUAAAUAGUGUUAAAAUAUUAUUUUUGUGGAAUUAAAAAUUAGAAAUUAAAAGAUUCUGAAAAACCAAUUGAUAUCGAUUACAAAACUUUACUUUAAUAUUUUAGUUAAUGUAAUUAGAAGAAUUAUAUUAUAAGCACCUAUAGAAUAGAAGAUAAUUAAGUAAGAAAAAAUGAUAAAAGAAUUAAUCAAUAAGAUUGAAUUAGAUUCAAAUUCAGCUGAAUUGUAUAUAAAUAUAGGUAAUAUAUCACUAAUAAUAAGGAAAUUUAUAUAUGAAAUAAAGAAAUUAUGAAUUGGCACUUGAAAAUUUAAACAAAGGUAUUGAAUUGGAUCCAAAAUCUUUUUUAGCUUAUUUUAAGAGAGGUAUGAAUUAAUAGAAAACAUAUUAGCAAAACUGUUUAUUAAUUUGUAAUAUUAUUAUAAAUCUCUUCAAGAUUAUUAAGAAGCUCUUAAAAUAUUAGAGUUUGAUCAAGAAAAUCUUGAAAAAUAAGUAAAUAUGAAUUAAUAGGAUUAUUAAUCUAAAUCUUUAAAUAUAAUUAAAUUAGUGAAAAAUAUAUAGCAUGGGAUUACUUAAAUCAAAUUAUAAUUUAGAAAAGCAGAGAAAUUAAAUUAAUAAUAAACUUAGACUUCUUACGAUUUGUUGUCACUCUUAGAGUAAUAAGUUAAAUAAUAAUUGAGAGGAUAAUCAUCAUAAUUUAAUAAUAAUUAAGAUUAUCAUUAAAAUAAAAAAAAUUAUUUAAAAUAAAUUAAUGUAUAAAAUGAAUAAAUUAACAGUGAUUUAAAUAAUGUUCGAAAUUCAAAUUCUAAUUUAUAAGCACAUACAAAAAUCCAUGAUCAAGAAACUAAUAAUGAAAUUUUAUAAUUAGAAAUAUAAAAGGAAACUUCAACUAUUGAUUAUCAAGACUUAUUAAAAUAAUAAUAAAAUUUAUAUCAAAAUUAUAGAAUUUCAUUGGAUAGAUCAAUUUUUUAUUUAUUAAAAAAUUUUCCAGAUUUAUUUACAUUUAAUGAAUAAGAAUCUGAUCUUGAAGACAAUUAAAGAAGUUAAUUAGUUUUAGAAAAUGGAUUAUUAUUGGGUUUAGGAAGCUCUGGAUAAGUUUAUUAUACAGUUAAUCCAAAAACUAAUAAACCUGCUGCAUUAAAAGUAUAAUCAAAUUGCACUUUUGAUGAUAUAAUUUACAAAACUAUUGAAUGUAAAUUACAAUAUUCAAUUUCAUUAAAAUAUCCAGAAUCUAUUAUAGGAAUAUAAGGUAAAAUUAUAAUUAGAUAAAAUUCUUUCAAUAAUUAUAAUAUGUAUGCCUAUUUAGAUCUAGGUCUUGGUAGUUUAAGAUAUUUUAGAAAUAAAAUGGUUAGAUUUACAGAAUCAUAACUUGAUAAUAUAUAUAAUUCCAUAUUAGAUAGUAUAAUUAAACUACAUACUCUAAAUAUAUCUCAUGGAGAUAUUAAAUUGGAAAACAUCAUUAAUACAACAGAUAAUGGAUGGGUUUUGGGUGAUUUUGGCAGUGCAUAAGCUUAUUUAACUCCUUAUGGAAAUUAUCCAAUUGUUGGAACUAUGGCUUAUUUACCUAAAUAAAUCAGAAAAGCCAGAAAUAAUAAUCAUUAAUACUUUAAAAUGAAUUUAUUCAAAAAAGACAUUUAUGCAUUUCAAUUAGUAAUGCUAUAACUUAUAUUUUAUGAGGAGAAUUUUUAUAAGCUCCAAAAAAUACUAGAUGAAUAAUAAUAUAUUCAUCCAAAAAUUGAUCAAUUAUACAAUAAAGAUUUUAUUUCUAUAAAAGCUGAAUUUAUGAAAUUGAAAUUCGAAAGAAAAUAAUUAAUUAAAUAAUUAAUACCCAUCCAUGUUCAAGUCUAUUAAAAUUUUAAUUUAAAUUAUUAAUAUGAAGUUGAAUUAAAUUCAUACAUCUAUUUGAGUAAUUUUGCAAAAGAGAAAAAACUAAAUAAUUUUUUGUAUAUAUUACUAAAAUUAUAAAAUAUUGAAAAUCUUGAAAAUAGAGUGAUGCAAAUGAGAAUAGCCAAAAAAUUUUAUAGAAAGUAUACUCCUUUGAUAUCAGCUUAAGAGAUUUUUGAUGAGAUUGUAUUUGAGUAAUUAACAAAAUUAGAAUAUGAUAUAUACUUUGAUAUAUUUGAAAUAAAAGGAGCUAAAAUGUUACAAUUAAUGAUUUGUUAAGGUUAUUAAUAAGUAUAAAAAACAGAAAAUUACAGCCUAAAAUUAUAAGAGGCUGAGAUUCUUUAUGUAAUGGGUAAUUGGGAUGAUGCAAGAAUUAUCAUAAAUGGCAUUGACAAUGAAUUAGAAUUAGAUAAUGAUGAAUAAAUCUUAAAGUUAUGUUAUUUAAAAGCGAGAUUAAAUAAUUAAUGGAUAGAAGCAUUUGAGGAUAUCAUUACGUAUAUUAGAAAUUAUAAAGAGCCCUUUUAAAUGUUAAUUGAAUGGCAAUUUAUCAUAUUAGAUUCGCUUUGGAUUAAUAAGUCAUUAAGGUAAAUAAACAUAAUGUAUUUAAAAUAUUAAGUUUGGGAACCAGAAAAAAUUAAAAGAAAAUUAAAUUUAACAAAUUAUCUUCCUUAAUUAUUGUUUGACUUUAAUAGUUUUGAAAUAUUUAAAUAAUAAGAGGUUACAUUUCAUUCAUUCAUGGAAUAAAUGAGAUAGUUCAAUUAUGAUAAUUACUCUAUUUUUUUUUAAUUCUGGGCAUAUUGUGAAUUAUGUGAUUAUAAUUCUGAAAACUAUUAUGAUCUAAUCACAUUAUUUAUAAAUUUUAUAGAGGAUAAUUUAGAAGAAUAUUAUUUUAUUUGGAUUGCAUAUGAUUAGUUUGCUUAAUAUCUUACUUAUAUAAAAGAUUAUAAAUUGGCACAUUAAUAUUUUGAGAAAGCAUUAAAAAUAAUUUAAAAUGAUUGUCCUUUAAAUUAAUAUAAUGUUUAUUACCAUUUGUGGAGAUUAGAAUUUAAAGAAAAAUAAUAAUGUAAUUGGGAUAUUUUUGGUAUCAUAUUGAAGAUUUUAAUGAAAAUGCCAAAAACAAACUUAAAUGAUUAUCUUGAAAAAAUUUUAUUUGAUGAAUUAAACUCUUAAGUUAAAUUAUUUAAUUUUAAACUUGAUACAAAACCUUUAGUAUAGGAAAUAUUAUCAGAAGAAGAUAUCAGAACACUUAGUUUAAACUCAGAAUUAUAGAGAAGAUUUUUUUAAAAAAAUAUUAGUUUUUAAGAAUGUAUGUCUAUUAUUGAAGAAUUAUUUCCAUAAGUUUAUAUAAGAUCAGGAAAUAAACAUAAUUUUGAUGAUUUUUUAAUUUUUUCAUUUGCAAAUUUGACUAAAAUGAAAACUGAAAGUGAAUUUUUACAAAAACAGUUUUAAUAUCUUGUAAGAUUAUUGUAGUCAUUUACAAUAUUAUCAUCAAUUAAUCCAAAUAGCUAAAUUUUCUAAAAAUUAAUUAAUGAACAUAUUGAAUUUAAGUCUUACAUUUAAAAGUGUUUAUUCUUUUUUGAUGUAGAAAGGUCAGAAGAAGCAUUUAACAUGUACAAUUCUUAUUUGUAUCAUCAAAUAUACUAUUGA
Molecule: messenger RNA, 6224 nt
Organism: Paramecium primaurelia
Lineage: Eukaryota; Ciliophora; Oligohymenophorea; Peniculida; Parameciidae
Source: the annotation of a GenBank genome assembly